AUGCAUGUGCUAGCAUGCUAUAGAAUGGCUUCGCUGUACGUGGGCGACCUGCACCCUGAGGUGACGGAGGCAAUGCUGUACGAGAAGUUCAGCCCGGCCGGGCCCAUCCUCUCCAUCCGCAUUUGCAGGGACAAGAUCACCCGCCGCUCGUUGGGCUAUGCGUAUGUCAACUACCAGCAACCGGUGGACGCCAAGCGGGCCCUGGAGACCCUGAACUUUGAUGUCAUCAAGGGCAGGCCAGUGCGCAUCAUGUGGUCCCAGCGGGACCCCUCGCUCCGCAAGAGCGGGGUGGGCAACGUCUUCAUCAAGAACCUGGGCAAAACCAUCGACAACAAGGCGCUGUACAACAUCUUCUCGGCGUUCGGCAACAUCCUCUCCUGCAAAGUGGCCUGCGACGAAAAGGGGCCCAAGGGCUACGGGUUCGUGCACUUCCAGAAGCAGGAGUCCGCCGAGCGGGCCAUCGAUGCAAUGAAUGGCAUGUUCCUGAACUACCGCAAAAUUUUCGUUGGGAGAUUCAAGUCGCAUAAGGAACGAGAGGCCGAAAGGGGAGCCUGGGCCAGGCAGUCCACCAGUGCUGACGUCAAGGAUUUCGAGGAAGACACCGACGAGGAGGCCACCUUGCGAUGAAGA
Molecule: messenger RNA, 630 nt
Organism: Eubalaena glacialis (North Atlantic right whale)
Lineage: Eukaryota; Metazoa; Chordata; Mammalia; Artiodactyla; Balaenidae
Product: polyadenylate-binding protein 1-like 2
Exons: 2
Coding region: 1-627 (208 amino acids)
Cellular component (GO): cytoplasmic stress granule; ribonucleoprotein complex; cytosol
Molecular function (GO): mRNA 3'-UTR binding; poly(U) RNA binding; poly(A) binding
Source: RefSeq, a predicted model, not a curated record